UCGAUGAAUGUGCGCACCAUGUGUGUCACCAUAACUCUACUUGUGUGGACGGUGUCAGCGGCUACAUGUGCACCUGUGCACCCGGCUACAUUGGCACGUACUGUCAGACAGAUAUCGAUGAAUGCUUGUCUGAGCCCUGCCUCCACGACGGCGUCUGUAUCAAUGGCAUGAAUACCUACAACUGUUCUUGUGUGGAAGGGUAUUUUGGAACAGUUUGCGAAGAAGAAUAUGAUACUACAACCUCGGGUCCAACAUCAACAUCCUCGUCUACAUCUACGGCAAGCAGCAUUCUGACAACCAACCCUUCCACUCCAACAUCUCCCGAUAAUACAUUAUCUUCAAGUACAUCCGAUGUCAAUCAAAAAACGGUUUCAAAAAGGAAUUUUUCUAACUAUUUGUUACUCAGCUACAAAAAUUUGAGUUCAUAUUUCCGGAAGCGUUCCACUGCACAUGACAGUAGGAUUUCGUCGAUUCUGAUUGGUUGUGGAGCCUUGCUUGUCACAUUGUGUGCAAUGGCCGUCGUGUGUGUACAUGACUGCAUGGUUUUUUUCUGGACUCCGAGGAGGAAGGUGGAAGCGUUCGAUAUGUUGCGUCGUCAUGGACUCGCGGAUCCGUCGUCGAGGUAUGCUGUUACCACUACGUCGGUGAUACAGGUCAGGGAGAAGUCCCACGGUGCAAUAGCUGCAGUUGAAGAGACAGUAACGUAGGAGGUGCUACACACAUUUAACGCCAAACCCAAAUGUACAUGUCAUGGCCGGUAAGUCUAACGCGACACCCAAAUGUACACAAAGUGAAUGGGAGGUCUAAAGCUAGAUCCAAGUGCACGUCAUGUAUCGUGACGAGGAGGUACGUCUAACGUUACAUCCAUGUGUAGAUGAUGUGACUGACAAAUAAAUCUAACGUUAGAUCCAUGUGUAGAUGAUGUGACUGACAAAUAAAUCUAACGUUAGAUCCAUAUGUAGAUGAUGUGACGACAAACAAAUUUAAAGUUAGGUCAAUAUGUAGAUGAUGUGACUGACAAGUAAAUCUAACGUUAGAUCUAUGUGUAGAUGAUAGACUGACAAGUAAAUCUAACGUUAGAUCUAUGUGUAGAUGAUGUGACUGACAAGCAAAUCUAACGUUAGAUCCAUGUGUAGAUGAUAGAAUUACAAGUAAAUCUAACGUUAGAUCUAUAUGUAGAUGAUGUGACUGACAAGUAAAUCUAACGUUAGAUCUAUAUGUAGAUGAUAGACUGACAAGUAAAUCUAACGUUAGAUCUAUGUGUAGAUGAUAGACUGACAAAUAAAUCUAACGUUAGAUCUAUGUGUAGAUGAUGUGACUGACAAGCAAAUCUAACGUUAGAUCCAUAUGUAGAUGAUAGAAUUACAAGUAAAUCUAACGUUAGAUCUAUAUGUAGAUGAUAGACUGACAAGUAAAUCUAACGUUAGGUCCAUGUGUAUUUGAUGUGACUGACAAGCAAAUCUAACGUUAGAUCCAUGUGUAGAUGAUGUUACUGGCAAGUAAAUCUAACGUUGGAUCCAUGUUCAGAUGAUAGACUGACAAAUAAAUCUAACGUUAGAUCCAUAUGUAGAUGAUGUGACGACAAACAAAUUUAACGUUAGAUCCAUGUGUAGAUGAUGUUGACCCUCAAAUAAAUCUAACGUUAGAUCCAUGUGUAUUUGAUGUGACUGACAAGUAAAUCUAACGUUAGAUCCAUAUGUAGAUGAUGUGACGACAAACAAAUCUAACGUUAGGUCCAUAUGUAGAUGAUGUGACUGACAAGUAAAUCUAACGUUAGAUCUAUGUGUAGAUGAUAGACUGACAAGUAAAUCUAACGUUAGAUCCAUUUGUAGAUGAUAGAAUUACAAGUAAAUCUAACCUUAGAUGCAUGUGUAGAUGAUGUUACUGGCAAGUAAAUCUAACGUUGGAUCCAUGUUCAGAUGAUAGACUGACAAGUAAAUCUAACGUUAGAUCUAUGUGUAGAUGAUGUGACUGACAAGCAAAUCUAACGUUAGAUCCAUGUGUAGAUGAUAGAAUUACAAGUAAAUCUAACGUUAGAUCUAUGUGUAGAUGAUGUGACUGACAAGCAAAUCUAACGUUAGAUCUAUAUGUAGAUGAUAGACUGACAAGUAAAUCUAACGUUAGAUCCAUUUGUAGAUGAUAGAAUUACAAGUAAGUCUAACGUUAGAUCUAUGUGUAGAUGAUGUGACUGACAAGCAAAUCUAACGUUAGAUCCAUGUGUAGAUGAUAGAAUUACAAGUAAAUCUAACGUUAGAUCUAUAUGUAGAUGAUAGACUGACAAGUAAAUCUAACGUUAGGUCCAUGUGUAUUUGAUGUGACUGACAAGCAAAUCUAACGUUAGAUCCAUGUGUAGAUGAUGUUACUGGCAAGUAAAUCUAACGUUGGAUCCAUGUUCAGAUGAUAGACUGACAAAUAAAUCUAACGUUAGAUCCAUAUGUAGAUGAUGUGACGACAAACAAAUUUAACGUUAGAUCCAUGUGUAGAUGAUGUUGACCCUCAAAUAAAUCUAACGUUAGAUCCAUGUGUAUUUGAUGUGACUGACAAGUAAAUCUAACGUUAGAUCCAUAUGUAGAUGAUGUGACGACAAACAAAUCUAACGUUAGGUCCAUAUGUAGAUGAUGUGACUGACAAGUAAAUCUAACGUUAGAUCUAUGUGUAGAUGAUAGACUGACAAGUAAAUCUAACGUUAGAUCCAUUUGUAGAUGAUAGAAUUACAAGUAAAUCUAACCUUAGAUGCAUGUGUAGAUGAUGUUACUGGCAAGUAAAUCUAACGUUGGAUCCAUGUUCAGAUGAUAGACUGACAAGUAAAUCUAACGUUAGAUCCAUGUUCAGAUGGUAGACUGACAACUAAAUCUAAGGUUAGAUCCAUGUUCAGAUGAUAGAAUUACAAUUAAAUCUAACGUUAGAUCCAUGUGUAUUUGAUGUGACUGACAAGUAAAUCUAACGUUACAUCCAUGUGUAUCUGAUGUGACUGACAAGUAAAUCUAACGUUACAUCCAUGUGUAUUUGAUGUAACUGACAAGUAAAUCUAACGUUAGAUCCAUGUGAAGAUGAUGUGACUGACAAUAAAAUCUAACGUUAGAUCCAUGUGUAUUUGAUGUAACUGACAAGUAAAUCUAACGUAAGAUCCAUGUGUAUUUGAUGUGACUGACAAGUAAAUCUAACGUUUGAUCCAUGUGUAUUUGAUGUGACUGACUUUACGUUAGAUCCAUGUGUAGAUGAUAGACUGACAAGUAAAUCUAACGUUACAUCCAUGUGUAUUUGAUGUGACUGACAAGUAAAUCUAACGUUUGAUCCAUGUGUAUUUGAUGUGACUGACAAGUAAAUCUAACGUUUGAUCCAUGUGUAUUUGAUGUGACUGACUUUACGUUAGAUCCAUGUGUAGAUGAUAGACUGACAAGUAAAUCUAACGUUACAUCCAUGUGUAUUUGAUGUGACUGACA
Molecule: messenger RNA, 3443 nt
Organism: Haliotis rufescens (red abalone)
Lineage: Eukaryota; Metazoa; Mollusca; Gastropoda; Lepetellida; Haliotidae
Product: delta-like protein A
Exons: 3
Coding region: 66-707 (213 amino acids)
Biological process (GO): heterophilic cell-cell adhesion; establishment or maintenance of epithelial cell apical/basal polarity
Cellular component (GO): protein-containing complex; plasma membrane
Molecular function (GO): calcium ion binding
Source: RefSeq, a predicted model, not a curated record